AUUGGAGAUUUUUUCACCCAGCGCUGACACUAAUGAAGCAAUCCGCAGAUGGGAUAUUGAACCAGUAGCUACUCCAACCGCUUUUCCAGUGCAAUAAAACAACAAGAACCAACCAAAGACAAGAACGACCGAAACCAAACCCUAUUCACCAAUAGAAAAGAACCAUUUUUGUUAAAUUAAAACAUACUAUCCAAUGGCUCAGCUCGGAAUUGGAAGGGCAAUCCUGGCGAUAUGUCAAUUAAAGCCCAUUCUAUAUUGUAAUCAAUUGCGCCAUUCCAAAACGAAACAACUUCAUGACAAAGUCGUUUUUCAAACUUGAUUUGUAAAUAUCAGUUGGGUUUUAAUUUGAACGUAAAGCCAAAUAAAUUAGAGGAAAAUAUAAAGAAUAUUAUAAUAAACCCGAUGCAUGGUAAGGAUAAAGAAACGAUUUUAAUCGUCACCCAAGCCAGGGACUCGUAUGGCGGCUCAAAAUCAUAAUUUCCACUGUUCACGGCCUAGCUUCGUUACUUUACCUUCGUGUCUUCUCAUACUCGUAUCUGUAUUAUUGCAAGCUGAUUUUGCAUUUUCUAUAGAUUACAACGAUUCGAACCUCUCGGCGUACGAUAGUACGACUCCAAAUACAACAAUAAAUUGGACGCUUUACGACACUAAUACAACACUAUUAAAGAAUUCACAUAUAAAACAUACUAAAUACUCCACGCUUGUAACUGUUCUUCUGACGGCUGUAUUUAUGAUAGUUAUCUUUGGAACAAUAGUAGGUAAUAUUUUAGUUUGCGUCGCCGUUUGCUUAGUACGAAAAUUGAGAAGGCCUAGCAACUAUUUAAUUGUAUCGCUAGCUGUAAGCGAUCUUUGUGUCGCGACCAUGGUGAUGCCAGUAGCUAUGGUUUAUGAUUUAAUGGGAUCGUGGCCGUUUGGACCUGUGGUUUGUGAUUUCUGGGUAUCCAGUGAUGUCUUGUCUUGUGCGGCGAGUAUAUUGAAUUUGUGUAUGAUAUCUGUUGAUCGAUAUUACGCAAUCACAAAGCCACUGGAAUACGGUGUGAAGAGAACGCCAAAACGUAUGCUCUUUUGCGUUUUUAUAGUAUGGAUGAGUGCUGCUUUUAUAUCGUUGCCGCCUGUUUUAAUUUUGGGCAAUGAGAAAACCGAAACCUCGUGUUCGGUGUCUCAAAACCAAGGAUAUCAAAUAUAUGCCACGUUUGGUUCCUUUUAUUUACCGUUAACAGUGAUGGUAGUUGUGUACUACAAAAUAUUUAGCGCAGCUCGAAAAAUAGUAAAGGAUGAAAGACGCGCGCAGUCGCACCUGGAAACGCAUUGUUAUUUGGAAAUAAAUGUAAAGAAUGGUGGUGCAGCUGAAGCGAAGCUGUUGGGGAGCCAGCCUGCCCAGCCGCCUCCUCCGACGCGAGGUUCAACUGCAAGUACGAACACAACGUGUAGUAUAGACAAAACUGAAAGUUCAAUAGGAAGAUACUUCACAGGACAACGAAAAUCAAACGAGUCGCAAUGUCCAAUGCUUCAACCAAAGACACCUACUAAACCUAUACACACAAUAAAUCGACCAAACUCGCAAAUGGGUCCCGUGCCGGAAAUUAAACACCCACCCAAAGAAAAUAGACGAAGGCAAUCUUCAGAGAGUAGUAACAAAUUAAAUACGAGUCGAAUUCGAUCAUCAUUAUCUAGUUUCGCUCAAAAAAGUCACUUUGCGAAGGAUCUCUUACAACCGACCCAUUCUCCGCACCAGAAAAAGCUACGUUUUCAGCUAGCUAAGGAACGUAAAGCGUCGACUACACUGGGUAUAAUUAUGUCAGCGUUUAUUAUUUGCUGGCUGCCGUUCUUUGUGCUCGCUCUGAUAAGACCGUUUGUUAACGAGGACACGAUUCCCGAUGCCGUAAGUGCGCUAUUCCUAUGGUUAGGCUACAUUAACAGCCUCCUCAACCCGAUAAUAUACGCAACCCUGAACAGGGAUUUCAGAAAGCCAUUCCAGGAAAUACUUUUCUUUAGAUGUUCAAAUUUGAACCACAUGAUGCGAGAGGAAUUCUAUCACAGCCAAUACGGAGGGCCUGAUCAGCAUUACUGUGUAAAUAACUCGUCUAGUAAACUCGCAAACUAUGAAGAGGGCGUAGAAAUAGUUUCCGCUGUGGAUAGGGAGGAAACAAGAGCGUCGGAAAGUUUUCUAUGAUUGUCAAUGCAAAAGGUCGAAUGUAGAGACCUGGAUACUGUGAUUUAAUAAAGACUUAUAAACCAGUGUGUUAUAGUGCUAACAUGAAUUAUACUUUUAGUAUAUAAUAACUGCAAAUAUAUAACAAACUAGUCGUGAACAUAUUUAAUAAAAUUCGCUUCCUUUCACAUAAUCUGUCCGAAGAACUUUUCGUGUAAAUAUAGAAGAUUAAUUUUAUUAUUAAUUUGUAGCAAAGUGUAGAUAAUUAUGUCUAUAGUAUUCUAUCAGUUACCUAAUCAAAGAUAUUUAUGUAAUAAAUUAAUUAGGAUAAUUUAUAUUUUGGAAUGACCAAAGAGUCCUUAGUCGUAUGUAGUUGAGAAUUUAUAAAAAAAAAAAGAAAUAAACUGUUGUGAAUUUAUUAAUCUUGGUAUUAUUUUGUAUUAUAAUGUUAUGGAUGUACUGACAAAUAAUUAUAGGAGCCAGUAUUACAUGUGAUAGUAGAAAUAGUCACUUCGUUUUGUUUAUUGUAUGUAGUGAAAUGUUUGCGUUAGUUUGUAUAACUUUUGCCCAUUUAGUAUACGAUUAAAAUUAUUUCAAUUUUU
Vanessa tameamea is the source of this 2754-nucleotide messenger RNA. RefSeq names its product 5-hydroxytryptamine receptor 1-like. The record is from RefSeq and is a predicted model, not a curated record. Gene Ontology annotation, molecular function: G protein-coupled serotonin receptor activity; neurotransmitter receptor activity. The transcript has 2 exons. Lineage: Eukaryota; Metazoa; Arthropoda; Insecta; Lepidoptera; Nymphalidae. Gene Ontology annotation, cellular component: plasma membrane; dendrite. The coding region runs from base 458 to 2173 and encodes 571 amino acids. Gene Ontology annotation, biological process: chemical synaptic transmission; G protein-coupled receptor signaling pathway, coupled to cyclic nucleotide second messenger.